UCCUCUUCCUCGUCCCAUUACCCUGUUAGCUCCAGUAGACCUAACACCAACACUGGCCCCGCCGUCUUUUGCUUCCCUACGACUAUCUAUCCCAACUUACUACUCUGUGCCGAUUCAGGCCUAUACGACACUGCUGUCACAAAAGGUAAUUUCAAGAGCCCGCUUCUCCUUCCUGAUUCCAUUGCUUUGAUCUUCUUGUUGCUAGGCUGGCUUACGGCAUGCCGCCUUUUCGGCAUCGAGGGCCGUACGUACGUACCCAGUUGUACAUUCGCCGCUUGUUUAGCCUUACGUAGUUGA
Molecule: messenger RNA, 297 nt
Organism: Bipolaris victoriae FI3
Lineage: Eukaryota; Fungi; Ascomycota; Dothideomycetes; Pleosporales; Pleosporaceae
Exons: 1
Source: RefSeq, a predicted model, not a curated record